GCUUGGUAGUGGGGCGUCAAUAGGGUAUGGGGAUCAGACAGUACUAUGGGGGUCAUAGGUCAAAGAAUCUGUGAGUUAUUUCAUCUUAAAAGUGGCUCACCGUGAGUGGGCGGAGCGUUUCGCCAAGCUCCGCCCAGGCGAGUGGGCCGGCCCCCGCCUCCUCUCAGCCCCGAACUAGUGUUAUCGCGUGCGUCGGACGCGAGGGUAGUGUGUGCCUCUGCUCCCAGCCCAUCCCACAGUGGCCGGGCAAGCCGGGAGGACUGUUGUUACAGGUCCGUGUGGCUGCCCGGAGGUUGAUGUCUUGAGUGGCGCACAGUGGUGUACAGCCUCCUGAGUGGUGCAAAGUCCAUUAAUUUAAUUGUGUUGUGAGUUGAAGAAUGUGUAACAGAUUACGUUUGUGCAAGUUCCCAAUGUGAUUGUGUCAGUUUAGUUGAUUGAUCUCUAGUGUAGACCGCGGCCUUGACCUUGUGAUCUAGUGACGAUGUCGGUGUGCAGGCGCGUGGCAGUGGCGGCGGCCCUUCUGGUGCUGGGCCGGGAGAUCCACGCCUCGGGCGGCUACCUCAAGAUGUUCGAGGCGCAGUACAACCCUCCUGACCCGUGCUACGACGAGACUGGCAGCCUCCCCAAGAAGUGCGUCCCCGACUUUAUCAACGCGGCGUUCGGCCGGCCGAUGGAAUCCUCGAGCACGUGCGGGACUCCCCCAUCGCGCUACUGCAUCACCACGCAGGAGAAGGGCGAGGUGAAACGGAAGUGCGAGGUGUGUGACGCGAGCGACCCGGCCACCUCCCACCCGCCCCACUAUCUCACCGACCUCAACAACCCCAACAACCUGACCUGCUGGCACUCGGCACCCAUCGACCCUCUCAACCCCAACAACGUGACUCUCACGCUCUCGCUGGGCAAGAAGUACGAGCUCACGUACGUCAGCCUCCAGUUCUGCGGCCAGAAGCCAGACUCCCUCGCCAUCUACAAGUCUAUGGACUAUGGCCAUUCCUGGAUCCCCUUCCAGUUCUUCUCGUCCCAGUGCCGCAAGGUGUAUCGCCGAAGGAGCCGCAUGGUGAUCGGCAAGGCAAACGAGCAGGAAGCCCUGUGCACUGAUGCCCACCUCAGCCUCAAUGACCCUGUCACCAUCCCAGGGUCACCGAGGAUCGCAUUCAGCACCUUGGAGGGUCGUCCCUCUGCUGGCGAUUUCGACUCCUCACCGGUGCUGCAGGACUGGGUGACUGCCACCGAUAUCAUGGUGGUUCUGGAUCGCCUGCAUCCAGAGCUGGACGAAUCCACGGCCGAUAACGAGAGUGUGGCUCAGGAAAGUUUCACGUAUGCUGUAGCUGAUCUGGCUGUCGGCGGACGCUGCAAGUGCAACGGUCACGCUUCCCGUUGCAUCACCGACAAGACGACCAAGGAGCUGGUGUGUGACUGUGCCCACAACACCGCCGGCCGCGAGUGUGAAAAGUGCAGACGCUUCCACUUUGACCGACCUUGGGGCCGCGCUACAUCCCGAGAGGCCAACGAGUGCGUAGGUAAGUGUUGCUGAGUGGAAAGACGGAGG
Messenger RNA from Scylla paramamosain (green mud crab), 1549 nucleotides. RefSeq names its product netrin-1-like. Gene Ontology annotation, cellular component: basement membrane. The coding region runs from base 482 to 1534 and encodes 350 amino acids. Lineage: Eukaryota; Metazoa; Arthropoda; Malacostraca; Decapoda; Portunidae. The transcript is spliced from 2 exons. The record is from RefSeq and is a predicted model, not a curated record. Gene Ontology annotation, biological process: tissue development; animal organ morphogenesis; dendrite development.